Haplochromis burtoni (Burton's mouthbrooder) is the source of this 7981-nucleotide messenger RNA. Its product is annotated as coiled-coil domain-containing protein 138. NCBI's taxonomy places the organism in Eukaryota, Metazoa, Chordata, Actinopteri, Cichliformes, Cichlidae. The transcript has 15 exons. Bases 266 to 2062 code for a protein of 598 amino acids. The record is from RefSeq and is a predicted model, not a curated record.
CGUGAUUAAUCAUCCGCCAAAUUUUGGAUGGUGCUUUAAAGUUAGCGAACACGGUUGGUUAAGGAAGUUUUCCAACAUGCCACCAGUAAUGUCGAACAUGUUACGACUUUACAGAAUACCAGCUCAGAAAAAGUACCUUUAUCCAUGAUAUGAAGAGGUUUUAAUUCGAAAGUUUUAACCGGAAGUUGGUUUUAUUUAUUAUUUUACGUAAACUCGUGGGAUAAAAGUGAAGAGGAGGAAGAUUCUAAUCACAGUAAUAGUAGCUAUGAACCAACAUUUCAAGGAUGCCGACUUGAAUAACACCGUGGAAAAGCCUGGGCAGCAAUAUUUGGAGAGGAGGAAGCAGGUUCUACCUCCAAAGGGAACUACCACAGGAACCAGUGAUGACUUUGCACAAAGACUUGUUUUGACUGGUGGGUCCAAAGAGUUGAAAUGCUACAACAGAGCUUUGCAUGAACUGUUCAAAGCAGUCGCCAAUCAUCCUGAGCAUUGUAGUUUGCAUGGCAACAAUGAGGACCUGAGUGCAGACUCCACAGUAGUCCCACUUCAGGAGUCUCAGGUGCUGUUUACAGAAAUGGAUGUGACCUUGCCUUCCUAUCUGGAUGGUAGCUCUGGGUCCCAGGAAGCUGAGAGUGACAGAGAGCUGCAGUGGGAUUUCCAGUUUCCCAACUCAUGUGACUCAUCUUCCUUUGCACUAGUCAAGAUUUACCAUGAAAUGAUGACCAUACACAAACAGCUAAAGGCAGAGCGACAAAAUCAGCAGCAGCGGGAGAGAGAACUGCAUGAGAGAGAAAGGAGGCUAAAACAGCAAGAAGAGGCUUUGCUGAAGCUGGCUGGGAUGAAAGAGAUGGUCCACAGUCGCAUUGUGACUAUAGAGGAGAAACACCAGCAUGAAUUGAGCCGGCUGCAGGACCUUCUUCGAGAGAGAAACAAAGAAAACAAGAGGCUUAAAAGCAAUUUCGAGACAAUCAAGGAGCUCAAUGAUAACAUGAAGAAGCAGUCGAAUGAGAUCAGUGAACGAAAUAAGAGGCUGGAGAGCCAAUCCAAGAGGGUGCAGGCUCGGCUUGAAAAUCUUCAGAGGAAAUAUGAGCACAAUUUAGCAACAAGAAGCUGCAACAAAGGGAGUAUUAAGAGUACCGAGUGUUUUAAACCAUGCAACAAGGAGAAAGCAACAGCUUCUGGAAAACCCAACAACAAGGGCAGCGUAACUCCCUCUCCACUGAAGCUCGUGGCCUUUCUGCUGGAGUGGGUGCUUGAUGUAACAGAAAACAAAGUGGAAGGUGUAGGCCGGUGUUCAGAGGUUCUGCUCAGCGAAAGAUGCCUCAAGGUGCUGCCGUUAUUAGCAGACCAGCUUCAUCACACUCCUUUGUCAGAACCUAAGCUCCUCCUCAACCUGCUUCGCCUCAUUUACUCUGCUUUGAGACACUUGGACAACAGCAGGCAGCAUGUAGCACCAUCUGCUACUCUGCAAUGGAUAGGAGAGGAAGUGUCAAAGCCUGCAGAAGAUUCAGAUCACCCUAUGAAAUGCUCUGAAGCAGCUGGAAGUUGGGCCCUUUACCGAAGCCCUUGUCCUCAUACACGGAUCCUUUCUGUCCUCAUUAUCUUCAGCACCAUCACACAAGCUGAUGUGCUGUCCCAGGCACUUGAAAGUCUCUAUAUAGAACUGAUGAAUGAGGAGAAUCGAGGGCUGUUCAUCCACUAUGGAGGAGUGCAGAGGCUGCUUUCAGUGCUUCAGGGGAGUCGCACAGGGCUCAACAUGCCUAUAGACAUUCUGAUGAAACUCAGUGAGGAGUCCUGCUACUUAAAUUCCUUUCUGGAUGCAUGUAGCUGUGAAGAGUUUUUCCAAACAUCCUUCUUGCUUCUUAAAAACCCUCAUCUGGACCUCCCAUCUUUGGAGAAGUUCUCCAUCCUUCUGCAGAAGCUCUCCAACAUCAGGAAGAACCAUCAUCUGUUUGAACUUUCCUCCCUGCAUCUCCAAAUAGAAGAGCUGCAUCACAAAACCAAAAACACACACGCUUUCCUCUGCCUGAACCUUAGAUCGAUCCUCCACAACAUUAAAUAAUACAAUUCUCAUCGUGUUGGUCUGCAGAGACUUAUUCAAGAUGACAUCCCUUCUCCUUCACUAUUUCAACACUUUCCCUGGAUUCUGUUUGGGGUUUUUUCUUCUUUUUGAAAGAUUUGCUUAAACUUCAAAAGUACAUGAAAACAGCAGCUCCACCCUGGUUUACCUCAGAUUAUAACUGGACACAUGCUUUCUUUAUUAGUAAUACAAUGAAGUGUUUGUAUUUUAUUUGUCAUAAGCACUUUGAUUUAAAGCUGUGUAUGUUUUAAGUCUCUGACCCAUAUUUUUCGUUUUCCAAAAUGCAAAUUGUUCUUUUUUUGGAGAUCAUAAACCCAUUUUUCCAUAUAAAAGUGAGUGUCACUCUUGCCAAGAGAGGUUGUGACUGUAAAAUGGUUUAAUAGCAAUAAACAAAAAGAACUGAAGCAUAUUAAGUUUGGAUGGCACAUGAAGUACUGAACCCCCCCUGUGUUUUGUAUAAACUUGUCUCAUUUCUUUGUUCCAGAGCAAGUCUGAGUUGACAGAGAGUAAUAGUCUCAAUAUGAGAUGCGCUAGUGGUGGUUGAUGGAACGCACUGGAGCAAUUACAGCUGAUAUUUCAAAUAUAAUUGAGUCAUUCUUUGGUGAAUUUAAAGGUUAUACAUGCAGGUUUUUUAAUAUCCGCAAAGCAAAUCCCCAAUUAAUUACGUUUGUUAAAGUGCAGACUUCUGCUCAGGUUAGGUUUUUGGAAUGAAAGAUUUGUGUUCUUAAAUCACGUGUUUAUUGUAAGAUAUAGACUACCAUGUACUCUGUCAUUGGGUUUCUUUGUAAACCCCAAAAAACUGAUUUAAAUUUGCACAUGAUUUGAUUCACUGGUAAACAUGACGCACUUCCUGGGAGGCAACAUGUCAUUUUCAGAUAAAACUACUGAUUUAUAUUGACAUUUUCCUCUUGUUUCUCCCAGUAAAAAUCUGAGCGUCUUCUGCUCCUAUGUUUUUGUCGGUGCCAUCAUCUCCAAACCAUACAUCACAGCAGAGCUCAGUGGCAUCUUGUAAAUCUUCCUUUUCACUGUUGCUGCAAUCCUGUCACAAAUUACCCCUGGCACUCAUCUCCACCCACUCUACCCUGCUGCACUCUCUUCUUCACCUCAUUUGUGCACCUAUACAUUGCUUUAGUUUGAUUGUUGAAACUCAUCUACCUUCACUAUUUCUACUCCUCGCAUGUUCACCUACCCCUUCAAAUGUGUUCUGUCCUGCUUCUGCUGACUUUCAUUCCUCUUCUCUUCAGUGCAGACCUCUACCUUUUCAGACUGUCUUCCAGGAGAGACUUCCCAGAGCCCUCCUACCUGACCUCAUCUGUCAGCCUCUGCGAAUUAAAAAAAAAAAAAAAAAAGGUGCUCUGAGCCAAUCUGUGAUAAAAUCCCACCUGUCCAACCACACACCUCAUCACAUUCUCAUACACGUUCUGCACCAGCCUCACAUACUUUGCUGCCACUGCUGACUUCCUCAGUUACCACAGUCCCUCUCUUGGAACCCUAUCAUGCUUUCUCUAGAUCCAUAAAGACCCCGUAUAACUCCCUCUGACCUCUGUAGUUCUCCAUCAGCACUCUCAAAGCAAACAUCACAUCUGUAGAGCUCUUUCUCAGCAUUGAUCAUCACCUCACCCCGACUCUGCCAUGGCGUCUUGGCAUGGCUCAUCAACUUAUUCCAUCUGUAGUGCAUUUCUCUUCUCUUACUGUCCAGCUUCACAUACAAUUCACUAUAAGCCUUUUCCUUUGCCACCUCUCUAUGCCGCCUUCCUGUACUACUGUCUUCUUCCUUCAUCUCCCACUUUUUCUUUCCCAACCCCUUCCUUUGAAUACUUUACUGUACUUCCUCAUUAUACCACUAAGUCUCCUUGUCCUCUUUCCGUUGUCCAGAGGAUACAUCAAACAGAUUCUUGGCAGUUUCUCUCAGCACUAUGGCUGUACCUUCCCAGUCAUUUUGUAACUCUUCAUUACUACCCAGAACCUUUCUCAAUUCCUUCCUGAAUUUGGUGCAACAUUCUUCCAUUUUCAGCUUCCACCCUUUAAUCCUUGCCUCUGCCUUCACUCACUUCCUGUUCUUGAAGUGUUACAGACUACCAUCAAAUUCUGCCUAAUUGCAGAAAGCACCUCGCAGUGUGUAUGCACCACUUUAAUCUGUGUAUAAAGUCAUUUGUAUAUUUCUUUGUUACAAGGAAUACCUGUGUUAUAUCCAUCUUUGAUGUUUUUCAUGUCAUGGGAUGAUAAUGGAUAACAACGUAGCUUUUGGCCAGUAGCUCUGUUAUAAAUAACCUACCUUCAAAUCUGCUCUCAUUCUCCUGAUUCCUGCACGCUGCAGAAGGACAAACCAAUAAAUCCACUUACAUCUACUUAAAGUCACAGGCCCUAAAAUUCAAAGCUUCAGGAUUUUGCUUAAGAAUUAUAAAGAAACUUUUAUUACUGUUUGAGGUUGCACCAACAAUUUUAUUGAUCAGUUGUGUGAGUGAUGUGUUUAUAGUUAGAACUAUAGAACAGGUCAUUAUCACUCUUAAACAUAGGGGCUUUAAAUCAUAUGAUAUCUUUAUCAUAUCUCUCUAUAGAUAGUGAGCGAGAGAGAGCGAAAUUAUCUGUCUCUCUCAGAGGGAGAGAGAUUUUUCAAUUAUUCCUGUAUUCCUUUGUUGAAAGUAAAUAUUAUAUGUUUGUCCCUUGAUAUUAAAAUAGAAUUAGGAGUAUCAGAAGACCAAAUGUGGAUGAAAAUUAUUUAUUUGCUUGGUUUUUGCUUCACACUUUUGUAAGGUCAGUACACAAAAGAAUAAACUUAAAGUGUUUGUGGUAGCACAUCAAUAUGUUCUGAAUUUGUCUUAGAGAAGUCUGAAUAAUUUAAUCUUUCGGUUCAGGCCAUGUGCUGUGUGGUUAAUGAAAUCUCUGUCAACGUCAGCAUGUUAAAUCCGCUGUUUCAUCCUCAUCUGUCUCUCUUUGGGUGUAGUACAGAUUGAGCUGGAGCUCAGCAUCCAUUCACUCGUCACUUUCAGACUUCGUCAACUCAUCUGUUGCUUUGGCAAAGCUGCAAUCUGGAGAUGUUGUGCAGAAUGGUAACACGUGCAGUCUGUGCCAUUUAAACAGUGUUGUCAGGUUAAAACAAUGUUUCUUGAUGAGCAGUCAAGUUAUCCUAUAGGUACCACUUUUGUGGAUACACAAAGACCAACAUUUUCCUGUUGGAAGCAGCUGUCAGAAGAUGGGUACACUGUGGUCAUAAAGAGAUAGACGUGAUCACUAACAGUACUCUGGUAGGUGUUUAAAUGAUGCUUACUUGGUACUAAGAGACCCCAUGCAUGGCAAGGAAAUAUGCCCCACAGACUGAACAACUGAUACUGGCAGAUGGAUCCUUGCUUUCAUGUUGUUUACACCAAAUUGUGACAUCUGAAUGUCAAAACAGAAAUAAAGACAGAACAAGCAAUGUUUUUCCAAUCUUGCCCAGUUUUGGUUAGCCUGGAUGAAAUUUUGGUCUUCUGCAUACCUUAGUGGUUGUUUGAGUUACUGUUGCCUGAAGCAGUCUGGCACCUCUGGCACUAACAACCAUGUCACAUUGAAAGUCGCUUUCCUAAACCCCUUCUGUUGCUCAGUUUGAACUUCAGCAGGUCCUCUUCACCGCCUCUACAUGCCAAAAUGUGUGAGUUGCUGCAAUGUAAUUGGCUGAUGAGAAAAAGCCGUUAAAUACCUUUUAAUUACACCUCACAAAGAUGUUUCUCUAGAACUAACCAAAUAUAUCUUAAGUGUAGUUCAUUAGCCUUAAUAUAAUCUCGUUCCCUUUGUUCUACUUUGACUGUACUGUAGUCAGCAUGCAGUAAUAAUGAAUGUUAAAAAACACUGUAAUUGAAAAGAAUGCAGAAUCAUAAAAUAUGCUAUCGCUAUCUUGUGGUCUCUCUCAUUAUAGGCUUUACAAUUCUAAGUGUUGCAUUUGAUUGUCUAAAUCAAAUGCAGUCAGAUGCCAAAACAUUUAGACAUUUCCAACAUACAUAUUUAUUUAAAAACACAAUUUUGAAUUAUCUCAAGCAUCUUUUUCUGCUUUAUAUUCUGUGAUUAAAAAGUGUUCUCAUAGGUGCAUGUUACACAACAUAGUGUGAUAUUUAAGUGGCCAAUAACUGUGUUAUAUACAGCUAACACAGAUCUUUUCUCUAAGAGACAUCUGCAGCAACGUGACUGAAACGCUCCAACAAAGGAUAGACAGAACUGAUGGAACUCACUGUUGCUAUUUAUUUCAGCUAACUUUUCAUCAGUGAAAUUUAUUGUAGCUGACAUGAAUUCAAGGUGCAGGACUCUUCAAACAUUUUACAGCUGUCUUUCUACACUAAACGCGAUGGGCGUUUGACAGUAAAAUGGAUUUUGGACAGAGUAUCACUCUAACGAGCCCUUGACUGCCUAUGUGUCUAUUCCAGGAACUGUCAACAGAUGAAUUAUUUACGCUAUGAGCCUGGUUCACACUGCAGUGUCUGGCCUGUGUUUCCUAACAGGCUCACGUCUUCGAGUCUGCCCUGAACAAUAUCAUCUGCAUGACUUUAUCCUCUGAACUUGAUUUAUAUUUGGGGGGUUUUUUAGUGGUAAAAAAAAUUAAGAAAAUUACCCCGAAAGUCGCCCUGCUCUGGUUUGGCUGGUAAACCUUAUUAAAAUGUUUUCUGGUAAGGGGGAAGCAUCAGCACUUCCAAUCCAGCUAAACCUUAGAGCUGAGACAAUCAGCAAUUUAAUGUGGCAGCCCACCAAAUGUUUAUUAUUUCCACCAGCCACAAUAUGUGUAAAUACACUCUUUAAGUUUUAAGUAAUGCAAAAAAAAGGUCCAAGGAGGUUCUGGUAAUAUACCUGACUGUAAAUGAGCAGUUGUGUGAUGAGGCAAAGUGGAACCAGCUGUCGGGGUUUCAUAUAUGGUGGAAAGGCUGGGGUUACACCAGUUUCCAACUUUGAGUUUGUUUUUGCUUCUGUCAAAUGUCAAGCCUGAUUUAAACCAGGGGAUUUUCGUACAUAUUGCUUUGCCUGGUGUGUGUCCCCGUGCCUCUAAAUUUCUGUUUGUUUUUCUGGUUUUCACGAUGUGCUGAAGGCCUGCAUGUGAUGGCUCUGACUCGUAAACUUUUUCUGUUGCUCAACAUAACUGCAGAGUUGGUCAAAGGGGAAGAACAAUAUGAACACUAUUAUUUUCGAAUUUAACAGGAGUCCCAGAUUUAUAUAUUUUAUGUAACUGUUUUGCUUCAUCCUUCUGUUUGUGAGAUGGAAAUAGUUACAGCAAUUAGCAGGAUUUUAUAAAAAAGAGUCAAAGUUGGUUAUGUGGUAGUGAGCUUUAGGGCUGUCUUGAAGAUUUUAGGCUCUGCGCAUACAAGCCAUCGGUGUCCCUCUGCUUUUACUUAGUGCUAAGACGAUCCCCUCCAUAUUCCAGGCAUGUGAGUGCACCAGUCUUCAGUUGAAGAACUUUUAAUUGAUGUGAACACAUUUAUCUGGAACUCCAGACAGAUUUAGUUUAGAUCCAUAAAAGUUAUAGAAAAUACACCUGGCUGGGGUCUGGACACUACAUGCUCUUUGAUGUGUCUGCAAGUGAGUGACAGGGUUUGGUGUGUGCAUGUUGGUGUUGCUGUCUGGCAAAGGUUUAAUUACCCUCAUGGUUGGCACUCCUUGCCCUGAAGAAGCUUUUUAUGGCUUCAUCCCUUGUCAUAUGAAAGUAAGCCAUGCCAAGUGCUUUAGAUGCAGUAACAGCCCCUGAAGACAAACACACCCCUCCUCACUACUACCCAUGUGUACCUACUCUGUGUAUGUGUGAGGACUGGAAGGCAUAUUUAGUGGGAAGGACUAUUUGUGGUCAAUUUUGAGUAUUUGAGACUAGAUGAGAGAGAGACCUCAAUGCAUCCCCGAUGCCCCAAAGCAGCAUCGGCUUGUUUCCACUGCCAGCCAGAGUUUUUUUUU